Molecule: messenger RNA, 2102 nt
Organism: Dinoponera quadriceps
Lineage: Eukaryota; Metazoa; Arthropoda; Insecta; Hymenoptera; Formicidae
Product: fatty-acid amide hydrolase 2-B-like
Exons: 9
Coding region: 358-1944 (528 amino acids)
Source: RefSeq, a predicted model, not a curated record
CACGGAGUAGGUCACGGCAACUCGACCGCGAAGGAGAGAAUCUCUCAAACACGUUCUUUAUCGGUAAACGCUGAUCAUCUGUUGUCGACGACUCGUUGUCAAAAGAAUCAGCUGUACGAUAAAAUCAGUGCGAUAAAAGCGCGGGCAUCAAGACACGAGCGUAACAAUAUUAUACUUGUGCGCAAGAAUGCAAGAUGUCAAAAAUUAAAAUACUGUUACAUCAUAGCAUUAGAAUACAAUAAGCCAUCAGACUGUGGAUGUAUAAAUAGCAUGAGAUUACCCAUUGUAUGCCAGUUAUGUAUAUUAAAUCGUCUGGAAUAGAUCGGCAACACUUACUACUGCACUUAGUCUACUAAGAUGUUCUACUUAUUACGUACAUGGAUCAUCGUCAUUAACGUUAUAUAUUUAACAAUGGAUUGGAUAUUUUCGCUUACCCGCUAUAGGAAGCCACCUAGCAUACCGCCGCUAAAAGAUUCUUUACUAACAAUAAGUGCUGCUGAGCUCGCUCAAAAGAUCAGGGAUCAACAUUGCACGAGCUAUCAAGUGGUGCGCGCAUACAUCGAACGAAUCAAGGAGGUGAAUCCUUACCUAAAUGCCGUCGUCGAAGACCGAUACGAGAUCGCUUUAGCCGAGGCGAAAAAUUGUGAUAGAUUGUUGGAAGACGGCAAUAUGGAUAUCGUAAAAUUAAAAGAACAAAAACCGCUCUUCGGUAUACCGUUCACUGUGAAAGAAAGUUUACCUGUUAAAGGUCUUAGUCAUACGGGUUGCACUUUAGCUUACAAAGGAAGGAAAGCAACCACCGAUAGUUUUGCUGUCAAGAUGCUGCGAGAUGCUGGCGCAAUACUGCUAUGCGUCACCAAUACUCCGGAAAUGUGUAGCGGGUUGGAUAGUUACAAUUUUCUGUAUGGUCGUUCGUAUAAUCCUUACGAUACAAGAUACACACCUGGCGGUUCGGCUGGCGGUGAGGCCGCAUUGCUCGGCGCAGGCAGUUCCUUGAUCGGAAUUGCCGCGGAUUUCGGCGGUUCUUUAAGGGUACCGGGACUUUUCUGCGGGAUCUUUGGAUUCAAACCCUCGCCGAAAGUUAUUCCGAGCAGAGAUCAUUUUCCAUCGAACAACAACGAAAAUUUCGAAAAUUACGUAGCGGUCGGCCCGAUGACUAGGUACGCAGACGAUCUCAGUCUGUUUAUGAAAGUGAUAUCGAUGAAAUCCAAUUGCGACUUAUGUCUGGACGAGCCGGUCGAUUGGAAGCAAAUGAAGGUCUAUUACCGAGACAGUCUGAGUAAAUCAUUUGGUAUUUUGUCACUAUCGCCGGAAUUCAAACAAUGCAUUCUAAAAGCUACUAUUCAUUUUGUCGAACGCGGUGUUCAUACGGAGAAGAUACCGAUAGAGUGGCCUGCGCGGUUACUCGAAAUGAUAACGGUGCAUCUUUUGGAUACUGGAGAGUUUGACCUAAUUAUAGAUGCCAAGAAUCCCAAGCUUCGAAAGAAUCCUAUAGUGGAAAUGAUAAAAGCUAUAUUCGGGCAAUCGCAUCACACGAUGUCUUUACUACAUGUCCAGUUUGUAAAUCAUGUCUGUCAUAGGAUAUACUCGGGAAAAGAGAUAUUACGUUACUAUUCGCAGGGGUUUAAGGAAUUUCAACAGAAGUUGCAGAAACUAUUGGGAAAAAAUGGAGUGUUAAUUUAUCCCACUUUCCGAAGCACAGCACCUUUUCCUGAACUGGCUUUAGGUGAACUACCAAAUAUCAUACUGUAUUCCUCUUUGGUUAAUGUUCUUGGCUUCCCUGCAGUGCAAGUACCAAUGGGGCUCAACAGCAAGGGAAUGCCCAUGGGUCUUCAGGUGAUAGCUGCGCCAUAUCAGGACCGUCUCUGUUUGGCUGUUGCAAAGGAGUUAGAGAUGGCCUUCGGUGGUUGGGUACCGCCUUCGAUAUCAACAAUAAACAAUUAAGAGAUUAUCGAUAUCUCUUAAUAUAUUAUUCUUUUCUUUUUAUCUGCUGCUUCUAUUCACAUACACGCACUCGCUAGCAAAUUAUUGGUCUAUCCUUCUUAGCUGACUGUAUGCAUUAAUUAAGAAAAUGUAUAAUAUAUUAAAACUUAUGAAGCUUA